UAUUAGUGUGAUUAGGUCCGUCUUUAGGAGUUCCUGAAGAAGUAGCGGAUUUUAAAACUUUCUGUUUGCAAAUCAUCGCCCUCUUAACCGUCCGUGUGAAGUAAUUGUGUUAAGAAAAUAUGCCUUAUUAAAUUUACCAACAGUUACUAGACUCGUUGUGCUUUGCAUUUGCAACGCACUUCCAAACAACUAUCCUGUUCAGAUAAUAAUGGGGUCUUCAAGUUUUCCCAACGCCCUGUCCAUAGUGACGCUUCUCUGGAACCCCUGCACGCUUAGUGCAUUUAACCAUUUUGAACGAAAUAAAAGACAUGAUGGCAGCAUCGAUCCUUCGCAGGAAAAUUCCUCUUGUUUGCACGGUCGACCUCAUCUUUCCCUCCUCCCAACAAGUUAAUGACAGCCAAUCCGAGGAAAGAAAGGGGGCGGAGUUAUUGGAGAGGCAGCACUUAAUUGGUGAUGGUCAGACGGACUGGAUGACGGAAAAACUUGAUUUGUCUUCGUUCCAGUCAACUACUGAAUCAUCUCCUAGCUCAUCUAUUCCGCCCUCACCGUUGGAACAUGACGUCAAGGUGCCCUCUGACUUGGAGGUCAUGACCUCUCUUUUGCAAGAGGAGCUUGCUCAGCUUGAGGAUUAUUUCCGGUCUGAAUCCACGUCAACCAAAUUGGACAAGUCACCAAAAUGUGAUAAAGGUGCUCAAGCUAUGGGUGCCCAGUCUUACUACCAGUUGCCCUAUGCUUCGUACAGCGGCAACCAAUCUGAAACCAGCCCACUUGUUGUUACCCUGGCAACAGGGGAACUCGACCUGGUAAGCUUCUGUGGUGGUCCCAUUGGAAGACCCAAAAUGGCGAGGCCUGCCCCAUACAACUAUCAUCAUCGUUCAUAUAAUACUGGCCGAAGAAUGAUUUUAGAUGGUGUCAAUAAAGCUGGAGAGGAACUUGAUCAUGACACCUGGAGUGCCAAAGGAAGAUACUCAGGAAGCACAGAGGUGGCUGGUAACCACUACUCCACGUUGAAAACAGUUGGGAAGACUGUUGGCAGUGUAAAGAAAGUCAGAGAAUGUGGUGUAUCAUUGAAGGAAGAGGAAAGUUACUGUUUUACAGAGGAUGUUUUUUGCAGUGAAGAGAUGACCAGAGGUUUCUGUAUGGGUGGGUCCUUUGAUACCCACCCCAAGAGGGAAGGACAGUUAAUGCAUGGAGGUAUGAAGGUUAGUGGCAGUGGUUAUGAUGGUAUGGUCCUGGAGGGCUUACAUUGCAACAAAGAUGGUGGACUCUCUGGAACUAUUCCUCACGAGCCUGAGGCAAUCGAUGGCUAUUACCACCCCCACCCAAACGUUGCUAACACAGAACCAUAUCAUAGCUUUAUAGGUGACAUCGAGGAGCCUUCGCAAUUACAUGGUGUAGAGCCCCAGCAUGGCCACUACCUCUUCCCAGAAUGCCUUGGAGACCAAAAUUAUGAAUGUCUGUCAAGAGGAGAGAGCGAGGGGUCAAUUGUGGGCUCACCUAUUCACAGGCAAGCAACACGGAGGCUAAAGGAAGAUCCAGGUUCCCUAAGCUCCAUCAAACCAGGCUUUGUUGCUGUCCCUCUGGAAGUGCAUACUGGAGAACGCAAGCAGAAGAAGAGAGACCAGAACAAAACUGCUGCCCACAGGUAUCGACUGCGUAAGAGGGCUGAGUUGGACUUACUAGAGGAGGAGCUACACGGGCUGGAGGGACAGAACCGGGAGCUGCGAGACAAGGCAGAGUCAGUGGAAAGAGAGAUUCAAUAUGUCAAAGAUUUACUCAUCGAGGUCUACAAAGCUCGUAGUCAACGCCUAAAACAAGAUGCCAGUGCCUAAUCUAUCGACCACAAUACCAGUACUAUACCCAAGAGCACUUGUUUGUCCUGAAUAAUAUUUGCAUGAUGUUAGUAGUUUUUCACUCAAAAAAGUUGAUUGCUUUAUUAUUGUCACAUGACAAUAAACAACACAAUGUACCUUUCUAAAUGUUUCACUGAAUGACUUCAGGCCUAAGUUAGUGAAUUUAUGAGGAGACUAAAACAAACCAUCCGUGAACACUGUGACACUGACCUGCACUCACAGCCUCGUAAUAUUUGAGUUUGAGCUUGCAAUGAUUUACCUUUUACAGUAAUUCUUUAACAGUAAUAGAAGCAAUUUAAUUAUUCCUGUGUUAUUGACACACAAUGGCAGCAUACAUUAAUAACUUUUAAUGCUGUUAUAUUGUACGUGUUUUAUUUAUUCAUUAAUGUAUCCCUUGCUAUGUCCACUUAUCUGUGAUAAAGGAUUGAGGAAGAAGCCUUGAAAAUGCUGUGGAAAAGUUUAAGAAGUUCUGCAAACUACUUCAAAAAUUCUGUUGCUAAAAUGCUGAUAGUAUUUUAGGUACGAUUAUUUUAGUAGUACAUUUAGGAAACCACCUAGUCCCUGCUAAAGUACCCAAUGCAUGUUGAUUGUUAAAAAAAAAGCAUGACUGAUUGUAAUUCUAAAAUGACAAUAUAUAUUCUCUUCAAUGCAUGGUUUAAUGGUUUCAUUAGAGUAUUUUUUUAAGUCAUGCUUUUACCUAUUUAGUUUCAUUAGUUGAGAACUUCUACAGCUCUUUGCCCUCAACUAUUUAAUCAUACUCAGGAUGUGUGUACAUAUUUGGGAAAUAUACACAUUCAUUGUUUUAUCAUCUUGCUUUUUUCUUGGCUGUAUUUUGCGUAUAAACAAUCACCAGUUGACACAACAAUAAAUUGUUGUUGGCAUACUGUA
Messenger RNA from Esox lucius (northern pike), 2741 nucleotides. It is a transcript of the gene atf5b, whose product is annotated as activating transcription factor 5b. The transcript is spliced from 4 exons. The record is from RefSeq and is a predicted model, not a curated record. Gene Ontology annotation, cellular component: nucleus. Bases 309 to 1832 code for a protein of 507 amino acids. NCBI's taxonomy places the organism in Eukaryota, Metazoa, Chordata, Actinopteri, Esociformes, Esocidae. Gene Ontology annotation, molecular function: RNA polymerase II transcription regulatory region sequence-specific DNA binding; DNA-binding transcription activator activity, RNA polymerase II-specific. Gene Ontology annotation, biological process: regulation of transcription by RNA polymerase II.